GCCCGUAACGGUCGUGUCACGUGGCGCGCUCUCCUCAGGCUCGGUUCAGGGUCGGGGGCCCACACUGGUUGCCGCUGUUUCCCUCGUCCCGCGCUCCCGGCGCUCUUCCGGAACCCGCGGCGUGUGGGAAGUGCGUAGGAAGUCGUAUAAACAAAAAAAAAAUUCUGUUAGUGCGCGCCGCCGCGUUAGUAGUUCCCAAGCCACCUGUUGGAAGUUGUCAAUCCUGCCGAUCGCGUGGUUGCGCGGUGCAGCAUGUAAUCGAGUAGACAGUGCGUACACGCAUCAAGUGGCAAGAUACCGCAAGCACACACCCGGAAACAUCUCUCGAGUACCCGCUAGGUGGCGCAUCUUUCGCUUCGCCGCGUCUCCUUGAACAAUGGCAGGGCUGCCUGGCGUUUUCGCUCGCCUGUAAAAAGGGAUUUCUACUAAGGCUGCUGUCAGCGGGCGGAGUCGACCCACGCAGAACCAUGAUUGGACGAAGGUUCCUGCUAAUGCUGUUUCUGAGUGUCGGCUGCAAAGACGUGACGGCGAACCGGCCGCCGGCCUUCAGCAGGGACAUGGACAACGCGGUGGUGUCGGAGAACACGCCGGUGGGGCAGCAGGUGUACCAACUGGAAGGCAGCGACCCGGAGGGCUCGCCCGUGCACUACGGCCUGAUCGGCACGGACCACCUCGCCGUGGACGGGCGGACGGGCGCGGUCACCGUGGCGCGGCCCCUGGACAGGGAGGUAAACGACACUUUGAGGUUAACUGUGACCUUGGAAGACGAGGUUCCAGGCGGCGCCCCCAACAUUGUCAGGGUGCCGAUCUCCGUGAUCAUCUUGGACGACAAUGACAACUCUCCAGUUUUCAAAGGGGUCCCGUACGAGACCGACGUGCCCGAGGACUCCCCCGUGGGGACGACCAUCUUCCAGCAGGUCCGCGCCGAGGACCCUGACGUCAUCGGCGACGCGCUGGAGGUCAGCUGCUCCGAGAAGACCGACUCCUCGGGGGGCUCCGCGCCGUGCUCGAGGUUCGCCAUCGUGACACUCAACGCCACGUCGCGCCGCUACGACGGCGCCGUAGUCCUCCGGGAGCCGCUGGACUACGCCAAGAAGCAGUUCCACCACGUCGUCCUCAACGCCACGGACGGCACGCACCACGGCAGCACGGUGCUGGCGGUGAAGGUGCGCGACGUGCAGAACUCGCCGCCAGAGUUCCUGGGCUCGCUGUCGGGCGUGGUGCAGGAGGACGACCCCAUCGGCACGCUGGUGAUGACGGUGCGCGCGCGCGACCGGGACCGCGGCCAGCCGCGCAGGGUCACCUACGAGCUGGUCACCAACCCCUUGGACUACUUCCUGCUGGACCCGAGGACGGGCGAACUGCGAACAGCCAAGCCCCUGGACAAGGAAGCCCUAGCAGAUACAACUGGAGUCAUCAAUCUUACUGUCAGGGCUCGCGAGAUAGUGGACGGCGUGCCAGGCAACGACCCGCUGACGGCCACCACCGCGGAUGCCACGGUCACCAUCAAAGACGUGAACGACGAGCCCCCGACGUUCAACGAGCGCGAGUACAGCACGGUCAUCCCCGAGAACAUCGCGGUCGGCACCACGCUGCCCCACCUGGACAUGACGGUGCACGACCCUGACGUGGGCUCAAACUCGGCUUUCUCGUUGCGACUUAACGACGUGUCAGGUGCGUUUGCUGUGGAGCCUGCCACAGCUGUGGGUUCCACGUCCAUCAAUAUCCGUGUGGCUAAUGGCUCCUUGGACUACGAGAACCCAAACCAGAGGAAGUUCAUUGUCUUGGUGAUAGCGGAGGAGCUGCACACCGACCCGAAGCUGUCGUCGACGGCGACGGUGACGGUGAGCGUCGCCGACACCAACGACAACGCGCCGGUGUUCGAGCGCGAGGGCUACGCGGCGCGCGUGUCCGAGGGCGCCCCCGGCGGGACGGUGGUGGCCUCGGGCUCCGCCUCCGACCGCGACAGCGGCAGGUUCGGCGCGGAGGGCCUCGUGUACGCGCUGUACGGCGUCGGCUCCGAGAGCUUCUCAGUGAACAACAAGACUGGUGUGGUGUCCGUCGCACCGUGUGCUACCCCGGGAGUAGCGCCUUGCCUCGACUACGAGAAGAAGAGUAUGUACUUUCUCACCUUGAAGGCGACAGACAACGAUGGUAAAGGCCACUCUGCUGUUGUGACGCUGGUGAUAUCACUGCUCGAUGCAAACGACAACAGCCCUGUUUUUCCCAACCACAACUAUCGAGCAGCGAUUGAUGAGGGCGCAAACAAAUUUGAACCAGCUCUGAUAAUUAGUGCCCGUGAUGCUGAUAACUCCUCAAAAAUAAGUUACUCAAUAGUUGAAGGCAAUAGUAACAACUUGUUCCUCAUUGACAGUCACACAGGAGAGAUAACUGUAGCUGACCCUAAAGGCCUCGACAUGACAAAUGUAACCAGCAAUCCCAUCCAACUCACUAUUGAGGCGAGCGACGAGCAGUUCACGACCACGGCCGCGGUGAACAUCUCGGUGCGAGACGUCAACAACAACCACCCCGUGUUCGGCAGGGAGAGCUACGUAGCGUCCGUUCAGGAGGACACUCCCGUCGGUACAAGCAUAGAACAGUUGCAAGCGACAGAUGCAGACACCGGCAUGAAUGCUGAGAUAUCGUAUGCGAUCCAGACCGGGGCUUUCGAGGACUUUGCAGUGAACAACGAAACUGGGCUGCUUACCAUAUCGGGCAAGCUGGACUAUGACCGUAAGAACACGUACGCCAUAGAAGUUAUCGCUGUGGAUAAUGGUGUACCUCGACUUACUGGAACGACCACAGUUACCAUCAACGUCCUGAACAGCAAUGAUAAGGACCCGUACUUUUAUCCAGCGACUCAGAGGGCUGAGGUGCCGGAGGAUGCUGUGCCUGGAAUGGUGUUCUACACGCUGCAAGCCAAGGACCCAGACAUCAACGACACCGCUGCUCUGAACUUCGCGGCGGCAGAGCCAAUCACAGCGAUCGACAAGAACGGGAGGCAGGUCACGGACAACAAUGCGUUCAAGGACUUCUUCUCAGUGGAUCAAGCAACAGGUGAAGUAUCAGUGGCUAAACCACUGAUACGUGAGAUAGCUUCAGUUGUGAGGCUAGGUGUGGUGGUUACUGACGUAACCGCUCCCACGACGCAGGAAGGCAAAGGAAUCCUGGUUGUGACGAUCGUGGACGUCAAUGACUUUGCACCUGUAUUCGCGAAGCCGUGGACAUCGGAGGACCCUAGCUACACCAUCGAUGUGGUGGAGAACCAGCCGCCUGGAACCAUACUCGACACUUUCACUGCAACCGACGCAGACUCUAACAUUGAGUACUACGCCAUCGAGCCAGAGAGCGACUACUUUGAAAUUCACAAUGCUUCAGGUCUGGUGAAGACCAAGAUAUUGAUCGACUACGAGGAAGUGAAAGCUCUCAACUUCACCGUGGUGGCGUACGACUCUGGCAAGCCCCAGAAGUCCACCAGUGCCCUCGUGAAGGUCAACGUGAUAAAUGUGAAUGAUAUGGCUCCAGUAUUUACGCAGGACAGCUACGAAGCCUCGGUGAAGGAGAACUCCCCGGUCGGGACGCUCGUGACAGUCGUGAAGGCGACGGACGGAGACGAGGGCGUGUUCGGUGCGGUCAGCUACAGCCUGGUGGGGGAGCACAGCUCGGACUUCACCGUCGACCACAACUCGGGGGAGGUGAAGGUCGCGAACCCAGGCCUGCUGGACCGCGAAGCCACCCCCGACGUGACGAUACAAGUGAUGGCCAGUGACGGCGCAUCCCCGGACACCCGGAAAACAACGUCCGUGCCGGUCCACAUCAAGCUGCUGGACGUGAACGACAACAAGCCGGUGUUUCUGCGCAGGGACUACCCAGUGUCCAUCGUCGAGAACAUCGCCCUCUCCCCCCCGGCCCCCAUCGUCAAGGUGGAGGCGGAGGACGCUGACGAGGGCGUCAACGGAGCGGUGCGGUACAGCAUCGUGUCUGGAAACACGGGCGAUGUUUUCAGGCUGGACGAGGAGAAGGGUAUCUUGUACCCGGCCAAGUCGCUGGUCGGCGAGCCGCGCGAGUUCCUGCUGGUGGUGCAAGGUCGCGACGGCGACGGGAACGGCCAGUUCACCGACCAGGCCACGGUGAACGUCGCCGUUCUCAACGUGAACCAGCACAAGCCGGUGUUCAUCAUGCCGUCGAACCUGAACGCAACCGUCGAAGUUCCCGAGAGCGCGGGCCUGCCCAACUACCUGGUGAUCACGGUGAAGGCCGUGGACAAGGACGCGGGGGAGAACGGCCGCGUGAGCUACCACUUCCGCGUCGGCAACGAGAACAAGCAAGAGACGGAGGAGUUCUUCAUCGACCCCGACACCGGAGAGCUGAGGACCAAGAUCAUCCUGGACAGGGAGGCCAAGGACAAGUACGAGUUGUUCCUGGUGGCCAAAGAUCACGGCUCGCCCACUUCCUACGAAACACUGCACAUGCUCGUGGUUGAGCUGCGAGACAUUAACGACAACGUGCCUGAGUUCCCUCGCGACGGAUCGUCCACGCCCUAUACGUUCCGGGUGCUGGAGAAUGUGAGGGAUUCCAAAUUUGUUGGUAAAGUGGAAGCAAUAGAUCACGACAUUGGCAAUCACGCCCUUGUCUACUACUACAUCAUACUGGGCAAUGACAACAACACCUUCACCAUCAACAAGCUAGAUGGCAGCAUCUACACGAGCAUUGUGUUUGACCGGGAGCAGGAAGACAGCUACGAACUGUACAUAAAGGCAACGAAUGAUCCAAAUUACUAUCCAACUAAGGAGGAGAAAUCGGAUUUGGGUAGAUUAAAAUCGGACAUUAGCAUUGCCCAAGUUAAAAUCAUAGUCCUGGAUGAAAAUGAUAACCCUCCAAAGUUUGAUAAGAGAAACUACUAUGCAGGCGUGAACGUGAUGGCGAACGUGAACGAGUUGGUGACGAAGCUGACGGCGACGGACCCCGACCUGGGGGACAAUGGGACGCUGGCGUACUACAUCGCGGCGUCGAACCUGUUCAAGUACGGCUCGAGCCACUCGUCGGGCUCCAUCGUCCCGUCGCCCUUCAACGUGACGGAGGCGGGCAAGCUGCUGACGGCCAACUACAUGGCGGAGUACAACCAGCACCGCUUCGUGCUGGAAGUGGUGGCCCGCGAGAGGGCGGCGCCCGGGCGGGAGGCCGUCGCCCGAGUGCACGUGUGGAUCUUCGAGCCGGAGCAGCUGAUCCGCGUGAUCCUGUCCCGGCCGCCGGAGGAGGUGAACCAGGAGCGAGACGAGAUCGUGGCGGAGCUGUCGAACGUCACCAGCAGCCUGGUGGUGGUGGACGACAUCCGCUACCACGUCGACUCCGCGGGGCAGAUCCGCCACGACUGGUGUGACAUGUACCUGCACGUGGUGGACGGAUCCACCCAGAACAUUGCACCCAUCCCAGAAGUCCUGAAAGUUAUCGAUGCCAAGUACGACUUUCUCAAGGAUUACUAUGCUGGUUUCGCCAUUGAGAACGUUGUUCCGGCGUUUGUUGGCAUCCGCGAAGAAGCAUUCGACCCGGCACUGGCCGCUCUGAUUGCUCUCAUGGUGGUGCUGUUUGUGGGCUGCGUCACGUUCAUCGUCGUCUGCUGCUGCCUGCGCAACUGGAUCAUCAGUCCCCCCAGCGACCUCAAGAAGAAGGAAGCUCUCAUCAAGAAGGAAAUUGUCGACGACCUGACCACGACGGAGAACCCUCUUUGGAUAGAACAGAAGCUUAAACUGUACGAGGAGCAAGAGCUUACAAUGCAAGUGUUCAGUGAGCCAGAGAACGCUGUCCUGACGACUUCGCCACAGACAAACGAGCGCAGACAAUCGGCAGAUUUCUCUCAGGUGGACAACACGUACGCCACGAUACAGCACCCUCCCGCGCGGCCGCCGGGGGGAGAGGACCAGGGCGACUACGCCACUCUGUCCGGAGGCACGGCCCACCGCCCAGGCAGCGCGCACAGCUCCGUGCGCGGCGCGCCCCGAGACCAGAUGUUCGAAGCAUCUCUCGGCUUUCACGGGUCUACGUUCCAAGUUCCAAACUCCACGUUGAACCCAGCGACCAGCUCUACGACAGUCGGCCAAGAUCCCUUCGGAUCGCAGAUGGCCCUGAGCAUCAACAAACACGGGCAGCCAGAGUUUGUAGCUGAACUUAUUUAACUUUGGUAUGUUUUGCCAGUUAAGCUCAUGGAGUGCCCAAUAGUGUUGAUAAACGACAGUUUUAAUUUAUACGAUGCAAACUUUCUUCUUUGAGAAAUUACAGUUUGCUACAAUUCCUGUAAUGGAUCUUUCACAAACCUGUUGUCGACAGUUUUCCGAGCAGCAAGUUUUGUACCGAAAAUCUAUAUAGUUGUGAUAGACCUCAGAUGCACAGGAGACUGACAAAAUUAUUUUUGGGUUCUAGGCAACCAAUGGAAACAUAUUUUGAGUGCAAAAUGUUUUCAAGAAACAGACCAGAAGACUGUGAAUAUACAUGCACAGUGCACAUGUGUUUUUUUAAAAUGGUGCUUAAUAUUUUUUACAUGUUUGUAAGUAUAAACCUGUUUGCUUAGGCAAUUUUUAGAGAAAACAUUUAUCUGUUACAUAGCUGGGUGAUACUGUUAAACUUCAUAAUUCAAUUUUAGAGAGAACAUUGUAUAAAGAUGAUGUGUGGAACACAUUUGUAACACUGUAAUGUUGAAUUAAUGAAGUUUUACUCGUGUUGGUAGCAGUGGCUUGUAAUUAUGUACCUUUCUUUUUAGAAUGUUGUCAAUAUAUUUCUUGAAUGAUUUUUUUUAUCUCAUAACAUUAGUAUUUCAGCAAUUCAUAUGUACAUAUAUGUUACAUUUUAGGCAAUUUACAGAACAGAACUAAGUUAUGUACCAAUACAUUAUUUCAAAGUAGUGUGUGUAAAAUAUUUUAUACUGGCUGACAAAUACAGUUUAAUGAUUGACAGUCAUUAUUGUAAUGUGAGUGUUACCAUAAGAUGUCCCAGGAAACCAUAUUUUAUUGUGUUUUUUGGUAGGUAUUAUAUAAUACAACUGGAUGCUAGUUAAAUGCUAAGUUGAGUAAAUUGCAGUCUCGAGGGUUUGCAGAUCUCAAAUGCUUAAAAUGUCAACUAACGAUAAUUCAUGGCCUGCAUUAUGUUAAGCAUAUUAGAAUGACAAAUAAUUAGUCCAUGACAUACUUCUCAGUGAUUUUGUUGCACAUAAAACAUGAUCAUUACCUAUACUGCUAUAUUGUGUGUUUGUCAGCAUAUAAUGUAAGUCCAUGACUAAUGUUGCAGAAAAAGUUAGUUUGGUAAUUUAAGUUAUACAAAGUAAAUUCCCUUUUAAUUUUUGUAGUUUUUUCAUCUGUUAUCAAUUCAGUUGCAGGUAAUUAUAAUUAUAAGCAGUUUACAACUCUUGAUUUUGUUACUGGGAGAAAAUACCUUUACAUAAAAUACAAACACUAAGUGUUCAUUGUCACAGAGCCCUCUGUUAUAUAAUAAAUAUUAGGUAUUGUAAAAUUGUGCAAUUUUUACCCAAAAUAUAAAAUAAGUGAAAUUAAUAAUCUGAUAAAAGAAACACAGUUAAGAGCCAAACAUUUAUUGCCACAAGAACACUGGCCAUCUUCCCACAUCUGUCUUGUCUGUUAUUUAUGCUUCAUGCUCAUUGGCUUUAUCGAUAAGUAAUUGUAAGUACGGUGUUGCGCUUCUCGAUGCUAUGCACUAUGACUCAUAUUGUCAUAUUCAUAACAAAGUCUCCAUCUGAGUGAUUAAAACUGCCUGAUGCAAUCUGGAAGAUCCUAUCGCCUCAAGUCUCAAAACUUGUAACGAUUUACCUCACUUUAAAGUAAAUCUCACUUAAAGUUUAAGUACCAUAUAUUUUUUAAUCGUAACAAGAAGUUUUUACAUUUAAUAACAGAAUAGUGAAACAGUGAACUCCCAAUUAUCCGAGAUAAUGACUGACAAGGGGUCCAUGGAUAACUAAAAAACACGGUUAAAGCAAUGUCGAAGAAAAAAAAACUGUUUAAUUGGAAUUUUUCUAUCCUGAAUUUCUAGACAAACACUGUAGAAGGUUGUACGUAAUAGCAGGCGUAAUUUACAGAAAAUGUUGCAGUACAGAUCACUAAAACAUAGUUGUAUUUUGUGUCUACCUGAUCAAUAAUUUUAAAUUUUUGUUGUAAGUCAAGAACCACUUGUUUGCACUUAUUAUUAGACAUUACUGUCUAAAGUUAUGACAGAAAAAAUCCUGCUGGGUUGCGACUGCGCCUUGAAACUACGCAGGCCUGUUAUCGCUCGCAUGAGUCACGGAACAGCCGCGCCUGAGCACGGUUCGCAAGGGCACACGGAACACAAGGCCGCAUGGCUUGCAGGGGUGUGUUUAUAAUUUACCCCAGCAGUUUCGAAGUUCAUGAUGCACACUAAAACUUACCAGCUGUUUUUUUUUUUUUGGCAGCAUUUUUUGACUUGAAUCACAGCAUAAAACACUCUGUCACAUCAAAAGAUCACAAUAAUUAAAAAAAUAAAUAGUGCAAAAUUAUUUUUGUGUUUAUUGUUUAUGAAAGUGAAAUAUGGGAUGGUUAACCCACAAACCCGAUAACUCGCACCCGGGUAAUCAGGAGUCUACUGUAAGUAGUGAUGUCAGACUCAAUUCCUCGAUUCUUGCGAUUCUGUAAGUGUUGACUGUAUCAAGAAUUGAUGCAUAUUAUUGCUUUAGCUUAUGCCACUUUUGACCGAUGUUAGGUACAAUUUUUUUUUCACCUAUGCAACUUUUGACCACAGUUAUUUUUAUUUAUCACCUCACACUCUUCAUCGGAUGCGAAUAGAUGUCUAUUCUUCUUCCAUAGGAUUAAAAAAUUACAAUAAUUUUGUAACUUCAUACAAGAUGGACAUUGGUAAAUUGAUAGAACCCUGAAAGUUAAAAAAAUUUAAAAAUUAUAUUAUUAUUUAUUCCAGUAAAUAGUCUUAUUAUACAUGUCCCAUGUGUAAUUUAUAGAAAUACAUUUUUUUUUAAUUACAUCAAUAUGUGAACUUAUGUAAUGUAUAGAGACACGGAAAUUUCACGAAUCGCGAUAUCGCGAAAUAACACCGCGAUAUCGCGAAAUAACCGCAAUUUACCUUAAUUCGCGACAAAACACCGAAAUCGCACAGCAUCGAGAAAUAAAACUGAUAUUAAUAUUUUGAGUAUUUUGUGCCAAGAUAAUAAUUAGACUCUGGCUAAUGAAUUAGACCACCCAUGCAAGACAUCGCAAAAAAUAAGUAAACACGACGUUAACUGCACAUCGCCAUUUUUCCAAGUUCCAACAUGGCCGCUUUGUAGUAAUGAAAGUAAAUAAUGAUUUACAGUAUUCCCGUCACGUAAUCAUGACAAUUUGAAACGAAAGCAGUAACUGCAAUCAUAAACAAAUUAAAAAGAGAAAAACGUACCUGAGCAUCAACACAAAGUUAAUAAAAAAAAUACCGGCGAUGUUUUCAACACAAUAUAGCUGCCAUGAUUUUCAACCCACUUCUUUGCUGCAAACUGUCGCCUUACAGCUGUAUUUACACAUUAAUCUUGUAGAGAAAUAUUAAUUUUUAAUUCUUCCUUUCAUGUUGAACGGUUAACAACCUCAUGCUUUCAACUACGUUUGACUGGCUUGGCAACCUACUCGUAAACAUGAACACAUGGCACUACACCGAUUGAUAAGCAAAAUCAGUGACCUUUAACUUCCGUAACUACACUUCACAGCAAAUGCAACACGGCCGCAGAGCAAGUGAAUUGAGCGUCAACGGGACAAAGAACAGCAGCAAGAAAUAUUACAAGAAUACUAAGUUGAGACAUGCCGUGCCAAGGCACCGGACGAAGCGGCACAGGGCCGUGCCGAGGCAGCGCGCUAGGCGACACCGGGCCGUUCCGAGCUGUUUCAAGCCUACAAUUUUUAUUUGCCAACAGUGUUGACUUUAAAGUGCAGUAUACGCCGUGCCACUAUUAUUUAGCCAAGCAAAACUUGUAGUUAAUAAAACCAUUCUCAAAAGUUAAACAUGAAAACCCAAAACAGCGAAAUAAAACUGAAAUUUGAUUUUUUCAAAACAAAAUUUAAGGAAAAAUAAAACCACUUUCACGGGACUCUAGUAAUGUACAUUGUUACUACAAUGGCACUGUAAAAGGGUGAAAACUUUAUAAAGUUGUAAUUAUUACAUUCCUAGAGAACUUUAGCCAUCUAAGAUGGUGCCUUAUGCACAAGUGACCAUCUUCUUAGAAAACGGUCUUAAAUUGAUUUAAGUGGGUAAUAUGUUCAUGUGAGCGGUCUCUGUACUUGUUGAGUCAGGUCCCAUUGGUUUCACCUCAUUUGCGUGGAAUGUGGACUUCAGUAGCAUCAGUCAUGUUCUAUGCAUUCCAGUGCUUUUUCUUUUACUCCGUGACUUGUAAGAAGCCUGCCGUGUUGGGCGAUGCAGUGGCCUGCAGUUUUGCCAACAGAGUAGAGCUACUGCAUCUGCCUGCGUCACAAGAGCUCCCGGUGUGGCCCUUGCUGGUCCUUCGCGUAUUCUAAACUUCACGAACCUGAAAUCAUUUCCGUAGCAUACUCAAGUGUGAGAUACUCUCUCAUUGUCCUCUUGUGUCUCUUCACUCGACCGAUGAUCAACCUCCACCAGUUUGGGUUCUAUUUUAUCAUGCAUACAAGUAAAAACUUUGUACUAUAUUUUAUGAUUUGACAAGGCAUAGACUUUACCCAAUUUUUUAAAUCAGCAUUUCUGUUUUAAGUAUGCGUAUAGUCACAUACACCCCGUGAAGUAAACCCAUUGUAAGGUUCCCAGUGAGUCGUUUCUCGCUUAAGAAACUUGGAAUUUAUGUCCAUUUAAGAACUUCUUAACUCAGAUUUUUGUGAGCCUGAUUUACUGUAAUAAAUGUGAGUCAUAUGCAUAUAGGCAAGUGUGUUGAUUAAGAGCAUGACCAUGAUUUUUUUUUUGCAUGUCACUUGGCUUGUAUUAUGUUUACAGUUGUUUCUUUUUUAUUUCUAUUGAAUAUUUAUUUUUGAACCUAACUACCUGCACUAUGCGCUGUGAAUAAAUACUGGGCUAUGACUGUUUAUCUGUUCGCUAAUAUGUAAGGCUUUGUAAAAUCUCGAAAUUCGAGAAGUUUUGGGAUCUCUAAAGUUGUUUCCCCUUCAAACAGGAAAAGAACAUCCCAGGAUUUAUUUAUGUGAAAGGUUUUUAUUUUCCACUACAUUACGCAAUGUAAACUUAGAUAAAAACUACUACAAUUUCCAGGUUUGACAAAAAAAAAAUGUCCGCUUCAUAGCACAAGAAAAUGUUUGCCCCCUUUUAUUCUACAUCUUGAUCAAACAAACCAAAAAAUAAAUACUUUAAAUGUUAGAACAUGGUAUAAAAAAAACCUUACGAUGUAUGUUUUUAAUAUUAUAAAGGACAUUUCAGGAAAUUUAUUCAUUCUACAAUAAUUACAUACUUGGUAAACAUUCUUUGUUUCAGUAAUUUUUUUUUAUUUAAUUCAUCCCAAUUCCCACCAAAACAUUUUGCUGAACUAAAAAAUCAGCCUUACUAAUAAGCAAAAAAAAAUUGUGCAGAGCAUAAUUAACAUAAUAUUACACUACCAAAAAUAAAUAUUUUUGGUCAGUUGCUUUGGAGUUUUCUUGUUUUGUGUGCAACCCUAGUGUUACCAAACCACAGAGCCUGGGAAGCUUUGUUAAUGUCUAAAUAUUAACUACGUUGUAGCAAAAAAAAAAUUGAAUAAAAGCAUGAUCAAGCCCUUAUACUGCACAGUUGUGCUACAUAAAACUUAUUUUAUUGAGUGUGGUUUGAAGCUUUGUCAAUGUGUGUUGUUUAUUUUCACUCUGUCUAAUUAUGUAAAAAAUCAUAAAAGAUUUUGUAACUAUGUAUUACGAAGCUGAAAACUUUGGUAGUUCUUGUAAGAGAUCUGCAACAUGUAUAAACAGCGCUAACUGCAAUAAAUCUCUACUUCAUCCACCAUAUUGGGCAUCACAUACACACAGUACCUAAUAUUAAAGGCAACAAUUUUAUGAACUGUACUCACAAUAAGUACUUUCAAUAGAAAUGUUUUGAUUUAAACUUUAUUUGGCAUUUUCUAAAUGAGUGUAAAUAAAGCAAAAGAUAUUAAUACAUAUGUAUAUAACACAAAUAAUGUACUGUAUCAAUAAUUUUAUUUUUUAAACUGUAAGAAAUUAAAUAAAUUAUUGACAAGUUAUUACAUAGAAAAUUUUAUUUCAAAUGUAUUGUUUACCUACCAUUCCAACGUUCAAUUUGAUUUCCCUAUACCAGGGGUCGGCAACCUGCGGCUCGCGAGCCACAUGCGGCUCUUUGGAUGUGAAGCUGCGGCUCUUUUGUUCCGUACCAGAAAUACUGCAUUACCAGGUCAUUUAUACAGAAAAUACUUUUUUAUUACAAACCAGUAGUAAGCCUGUUUUUUUUUCCACGCUUGUUAUAUUUUACUAAACAAUAUGUCAUCAAGUAGUUAAAUUAUCAAUUUAAAGCUAUCCACCCCCCAAGGUUUUCGUUUUACUAGUACUUACGGACCCACCCAACAGAUAGCGCCACUUGACGCGCAAACAUGGUUUCAGUUUCCAACAUAUCAGUCGCACUUCUAUAUCUCCCCCCUUGUUCUGUGGUCCGUCGGAAGCUCUCGAAUGACGCCGUCGUCGGUUGUUUAUAUCUAGAAUUUAAUUCGUUUCGACGCAAGACAGUUUGGCGUCUUCACCAGUGAUUUGGCUGUGACGUAUAGUUUGUUGUUUCAAGUAGAAGAGUUCCAAGCGAAUUAUCUUCUCAGAGGUAUGUAUGUACAUAUAUAAUAAUAAUAAAACCGAAGUAAAGCUAGGUAACAUAAUAAGUAUUAUAUUUAUACAUAAUAUGUAUAUAUUACAUAUUUUUUAAAUAAGAUACCUAACUCCUUUUUUGAAGUCAAUAAGAAGUGUCCAAAAAGAAACAAAUUACACUUUUUGAUAUUACCGCGAAAGUGUUUUUAUUAAAAUAGUAAAUUAUUGCAAAACUUGUCAUCUGCUGUUUUGGAUACCUAAAUAAUAAUUUAAAAAAUUCUUUAUUACAGCUUCACCGCAAGCAUGGCAUCUACAAAAAAAUAAAGAGAAGAACUGAAGAAGAGUAUCGAGAAUUCAAUCGGGAUUGGACGGAAUCGUUCGCUUUCAUAUGCAACUCUCAGAUGGCCUUCCGACCUGUCUCAUUUGCCACGAAAAACUCGCACACAAUAAGAAAUCAAAUUUAGAGAGACACCUCACUACAAAACAUACUCAGUUUGCUAGUAAAUAUCCAGCUGGUGAAGAACGAAAAAAAGCUGUCGAUGAGCUCCAAAAACAAAAACAGCAAUCAAGUUCCAUGUUAAGUAACUGGACGCAAUCUACAAGCAAUGUUAAUCUGGCAAGCUUCGCGGUAUCACUAGAAAUCGCAAAAAUAUGCAAACCAUUCACAGAUGGUGAGUAUAUCAAAGAUUGCUUCAUUCGUGCAUCUGAAGAACUGUUUCGUGAUUCCAAAAACAAACCAGAAAUCUUGAAAAAAAUUAAAGAUUUGCCACUAUCCGCUGAAACCGUACAAGACAGAAUAGCAAAAAUGUCACCAAAUGUAACAUAUUAGCAGGAGGAAGACAUUAAACUGGCUUCUGCCUUAUCACUUGCUAUAGAUGAGUCUUGCGACAUAAAAGACACGGCACAAAUUGCCCUUUUUGUUAGGUAUAUGUCUUCCCAAGGUCCAAAAGAAGAACUUCUAGGAUUGCGACCACUCUCGGGACAAACUAGAGGGGAAGAUAUAGCGAAUGCCGUGAAAAAAUGCCUCGAAGAUAAUAAGAUCGAUUUAAAUUUAAAUCGUUUCAAUAGCAACUGAUGGAGCCAGCAGGAUGACGGAAAAA
Molecule: messenger RNA, 13840 nt
Organism: Bacillus rossius redtenbacheri
Lineage: Eukaryota; Metazoa; Arthropoda; Insecta; Phasmatodea; Bacillidae
Product: cadherin-87A
Exons: 37
Coding region: 468-6173 (1901 amino acids)
Biological process (GO): cell-cell adhesion mediated by cadherin; cell morphogenesis; multicellular organism development
Cellular component (GO): catenin complex; adherens junction; plasma membrane
Molecular function (GO): cadherin binding; calcium ion binding
Source: RefSeq, a predicted model, not a curated record